GGCUGGGCCCUCUUCGAGCAGAUCGCCCAGCGCUGCGCCGUCGGCGGGGCCUUCGCGGGGCUCGUGGACGUCUUCGGCGACGCGCGGCGGAAACGCAUGCCGUCGCACUUCGUCGGCGCGACGCUCAAGCACCUCUACCUCCUCUUCUCCGAAAAGGACCACUAUUCCCUGGACGACUGGGUCUUUACCAAUGGCGGCCAC
Molecule: messenger RNA, 201 nt
Organism: Aureococcus anophagefferens
Lineage: Eukaryota; Pelagophyceae; Pelagomonadales; Pelagomonadaceae
Exons: 1
Biological process (GO): carbohydrate metabolic process; N-glycan processing
Cellular component (GO): endoplasmic reticulum; membrane
Molecular function (GO): mannosyl-oligosaccharide 1,2-alpha-mannosidase activity; calcium ion binding
Source: RefSeq, a predicted model, not a curated record